GCAGAGUUCGCCCUUUCGCACUUUGGCUCGUGCUGCUAUCACCUGCGCACUUCGUUUCUGGGUGUCGGAACCGCGUACCGUCGCCAUGGCCCGGCUCCUUUCGCAGACCGCCUCAGGCGCCCUAGCCCGACCAGCCACGGUGCUGGGCGCCAUGGAGAUGGGGCGCCGAAUUGACGCCCCCACCAGCGCCGCAGCCGUGCGCGCCUUCCUGGAGCGCGGCCACACCGAGCUGGACACGGCCUUCGUGUACAGCGACGGCCAGUCUGAGAGCAUCUUGGGCGGUCUGGGGCUUGGGCUGGGCGGCAGCGACUGCAAAGUGAAAAUUGCCACCAAGGCCAACCCUUGGGAUGGGAACUCACUGAAGCCUGACAGUCUCCGGUCCCAGCUGGAGACAUCGCUGAAACGAUUGCAGUGCACCCAGGUGGAUCUCUUCUACCUACAUGCACCUGACCACAGCACCCCUGUGGAAGAGACACUGCGCGCCUGCCACCAGCUGCACCAGGAGGGCAAGUUUGUGGAGCUUGGCCUCUCCAACUAUGCCUCCUGGGAGGUGGCCGAGAUCUGUACCCUCUGCAAGAACCACGGCUGGAUCCUGCCGACGGUGUACCAGGGCAUGUACAACGCCACCACCCGGCAGGUGGAAACAGAACUCUUCCCCUGUCUCAGGCACUUUGGAUUGAGGUUCUACGCCUACAACCCUUUGGCUGGGGGCCUGCUGACUGGCAAGUACAAAUACGAGGACAAGGACGGGAAGCAGCCUUUGGGCCGCUUCUUUGGGAAUAACUGGGCUGAGAUCUACAGGAAUCGCUUCUGGAAGGAGCACCACUUCAAGGCCAUUGCCCUGGUGGAGAAGGCCCUGCAGGCUGCUUACGGCCCCAGUGCCCCCAGCAUGACCUCGGCCGCCCUGCGGUGGAUGUACCACCACUCCCAGCUCCAGGGUGCCCGUGGGGAUGCGGUCAUCCUGGGUAUGUCGAGCCUGGAGCAGCUGGAGCAGAACUUGGCGGCCAGUGAGGAAGGUUCCCUGGAGCCUGCUAUCGUGGAUGCCUUUAACCAAGCCUGGCAUUUGGUUGCCCAUGAAUGUCCCAACUACUUCCGCUAGUUCCCAACAUGGCUGAAGUUGGCAAAAGAGUUCUUUCUCUUCUGUCACCUCUUCCAUUCUCUCACUCUGGCCAGGUCCCUGCCUUAAGCUGAUUUAGCGUGGAUUUUCCUAAUUCUCUUGAACCAGGUAUUAUUUUUCUAGAUUCCUGCCUUGCUCUCUGUUGCCUUCACAGUGUGUAAAGACUGAGGUUGAGCUUUACUGAGGCUUUUCGUGUCUGAAUAAAGCAGGCGCUUGGCCUGGCUGUAGCCGAGGCCUGGAGUGAAACCCA
Trichechus manatus latirostris (Florida manatee) is the source of this 1367-nucleotide messenger RNA. RefSeq names its product aflatoxin B1 aldehyde reductase member 4. Gene Ontology annotation, molecular function: oxidoreductase activity. The transcript is spliced from 7 exons. The record is from RefSeq and is a predicted model, not a curated record. The coding region runs from base 86 to 1099 and encodes 337 amino acids. Lineage: Eukaryota; Metazoa; Chordata; Mammalia; Sirenia; Trichechidae.